AUGUCACAAAAUAUCACAGUCCUCGUCGAUGAUCAAGACAGCCGCAUCAAUUAUCUCUGCCCUUCGCUGAAGCAGGUUGUCGCUGGCUCUUAUUCCAACAAUACAUGGACCACCAUUCAGAGCGCUGAUUGCAGCAAUGGAUGGUUUGAAUACGUCUUUUACGGCACGGGCGUUCACAUCGCUGCCUCCGUCGCUCACCCCACUCAGAACGUCUCUGUAAAGCUUGACGAUGGUCAUUUCGUCGCUCAACCUGGAAACGGUCAUUAUGACUCCCCCGUUCUGGCCGACGGGCGCCACACAGUCACUUAUGCCAUUGGCAAUGUCAGCCUUGUUCCUGUCUUCGACUACCUCACCGUGGAUGCAGGUCCCUCAACCCCAUUGAAUGGAAGCACAUUGAUCGUUGACGAUUCCGACUCUGCCAUUCAAUAUAGCGCUGGUUGGACCACCAAUCCACCCCAUCCACUUUCUUUUGAUUACUCAACCUCUCUGUAUAAAAAUACAACGCACUGGAGUUCCGCAGUUGGCGAUACUCUUGAAUUUAAGUUCACAGGAACUUCCAUUUCUGUUUUUGGUCUUUUUUCCAAUAUCUCAGCGGGCGGGAAUAUUUCAGCAACUUACUCUAUCGAUGGAAAUUCGACAACACAAUUCGUUCCCCAGGGAUCAUUCGACUCCGUACCCAUGACGCAGCUCUUCCAUGCUGACCUGCAGGCGGGAAAUCAUACACUAUUUGUAAACGUCACGAGCAUCACAUCGCCUAGAGCGCUCGGGAUUGAUUUCAUCGCAUACAAUUCAUCCGUGACAAGCGUUGCUGCCCUUCCUGGGUACACUCAAACGCCUCUUCAAGCCGCCUCGACAACCCACCACUCUUCUGCAUCCUCGUCGAUACACGCAUGGGCAAUAACCGCCAUAGUUCUUGGGGUUGUCUUAGUUUUGGGUCUCCUCCUUGGUGGCGUUCUCUUUGCCCGGCGCCGCCGUGCGAGGCGUACGGGAGAGAAUGGUCUUCAACGGGGACUUAAGUUCUAA
This is a messenger RNA of Laccaria bicolor S238N-H82, 1023 nucleotides long. RefSeq lists its product as uncharacterized. The transcript is spliced from 4 exons. The coding region runs from base 1 to 1023 and encodes 340 amino acids. The record is from RefSeq and is a predicted model, not a curated record. Lineage: Eukaryota; Fungi; Basidiomycota; Agaricomycetes; Agaricales; Hydnangiaceae.